AUGGGCGAGAUCGUAGGAGUUUUAUCCAACCCAGCCAGCACCGUACGCUCGUUGACCGAGUCAAAACGUCUUCUGGAAGAGGCCAGGCGCGAGAUCCAGGAAACGCGCGAACGAUCUCAAAUCCGUCCUACGCACACGUUUUCUCGACUGCCAGGAUUCUUCCCCCGUAGAGCUGAACAGCAGGCGAUUCAGCGUUCCCUAGAAGGGGAGCCAUCGUUCACUGUCCUGUUCGGACCUCCAAGUGCCGGAAAGACUGCCCUUCUUCGCGAAAUCCUAUCCCAUCCUCGGUAUCAUGUCCUCCACUUCGACUUGCGAAUAGCAGGCUUUGCAGAUCUUGAAAGCCUUUACACCAGCCUCAGCCUUCAGAUGGAAGGGUUCUUUGAGGAGCUCGCGCAGAACGGUGGAUGGUAUGAGGAAGGGUCUUCGGAGAAGGUGGAGAUGACGGAGGAUGAACUCAAGGCGGAAGGAUGGGAUAGGUUUGAGAGGGAGGCAUGGGGCUUCAAGCACGAUCGACUUAACCUUGAGCGAAGGCUGGGAAGUUCGUCCGAUGGGGAAGGGGGAGCGGCUGGUCCGAAGGCAGAGGUCCGACCGAGCGAUAUCGCCAGGCUUAUGGAACUCUUCCAAAGUUCCCUACUCCGCUAUCGCGAAUUCCAGCCUUCGACAGAACGUAAAUCGAAACGCCGACAAAACUCGGAAGACACCACCGUAGUCGGAAGCUCUCAGACUCAUGGAUCGUCGGCCAAGAAGCGGAGGUGGUUCUCGAGGAAGAAGUCCCGUUCGAAAGAGGAGGUUGUGGAUGAACCCAUGAGACACAGCUCCCCCGAAGAUGAAGAGAGGAAACUGAAUAGGCGUAAACGCGUCCCUGUUAUCUUCUUCGAUGAGGCUCAUAAACUUCCGCAUUUGAUCCCCUCCGCACAAACUAUGCAAACCAUCCUCGACUCCACUCUCGUUCUAACGAAACAAGAUCGUCUCUGUCAUGUUGUUCAUGCUACUUCGGAUCCCUUCUAUCAAGGCUGGCUCUCGCGUGUUGGCGUUCUCUGGUAUUGCAAGAUGAUCGCCAUCGGUGACCUCAGUAAAUCAGAAAUGAGGGCCUAUUACAACGAAAGAGUCAAACCGAGAUUGGAGACACUCCCACCCAACGUCAGGCGCUUGGAUUUCGAGACUCUUUGGGAUGCGUUUGGGGGCAAGGUUGCCCACUGGUAUGAUUUCGUCACCGACCAUGUUAAACAAAGCUCCCACUUCCUGCAGGCCCACGCGCUUCUCAACCUUCACAUCAUCCACUCUUCGCAAGCACCGGGAGGCGGGUUCGAUUCUGCGAGUCCAGGGGCCAACACCACCGCGGGCAGCAUCCACCACGGUAACGCCGCCGCGAACCUUUCCACUGAAGCCCACCGCGCCAGCCCCGAAACCGUCUUGCACCCUUCGCUCGGACCCGCUGGAUUCAGGAUGUACAACCAACCCCCGCCUUCGCAAGCCAAUCUAGGCUUCUUCGGCGGGGCAGGUGGUGCGCCUCUCGGAACUGCGACUGUUGGAAUGAACCCGCUCAUCGCGUCCUUCACGCCUUACGAAGUCGUCGGUACACAACCUGAUUUCUCGCCUAUGCAACUAUUAAAGGUCAUGUCGCGGUUCACGACAGGCGGGCUCACCUACCUCCCCUACUUCCACUUGUGCCGAGAGUUGGGCGCGAAAGCAGUGGAUGGGAUGAUCAGGGGUAAAGUGGUUGACAUGAAGUGGACGGAAGGGAUUGCUGUUACGGCUGCUUCGACUGUGAACUCGCCUGUUACGAGUGUCCCGCCUCGUCAUGCAGGGUGGCACGCCCAGGAUCCGACGUUGGUGCAGCACCAGGAGCCAACACCUGUCGUUGAAUUCGGUUCGAACCCGCCUCCACCGUCGAUUCAUGCCCACACGCCUUCGCAUACAGCUCCGGUUCAGCCUCCACCAAUCCCGCAAGGUCAACCACCGCCGCCGUUCACCGAAGAAGAUGAGGGAGGGGACGUGAUGGUGCCUGUGUCGGAAGAGGAGUUGCUGCACCCGCAUAGUCACCACAACGCGCACGCAGGGCACGCGCACUCGGUCCACUCUCACCAGACGCAUCCUAUUCAUCCACUCCAACCGCAAGCCUCAUCCACUGCCUCGUUCGGGAAUACCAUCAACACGGGGGGCGGAAACCACCCCAUCAACACGCCGACGGUGGGGACGUCGACUAUGCUCCCAACUGCUACUGCUACGAGCUCUAUGCCUAUGCCUCAUCCGAUCCAUUACGGCCCUCCUCCACCGCGGGGUUAUCAUGAUGAUAUGGUCGAUGAAGAUGAUUACGGGGAUGAGGAGUUGGAGGAGGAAGAGGUUAUCGGACCGAAGAUUAUGCCUGUUUCGCCGAUUAUGAGGUAUGCGAUGAGGGAGGUUAUCAAGGAGUACGAGGAUGAUCAGAGUGUGUCGGAGUAUGCUUCGCUUUCAGAUUUCGAGGAGUACUAG
Molecule: messenger RNA, 2472 nt
Organism: Coprinopsis cinerea okayama7#130
Lineage: Eukaryota; Fungi; Basidiomycota; Agaricomycetes; Agaricales; Psathyrellaceae
Exons: 5
Coding region: 1-2472 (823 amino acids)
Source: RefSeq, a predicted model, not a curated record